AUGGAGAAUGAAGAAGCACCUGACCCUGAACCUGGUGUGUUGUGUACUAAAAUGGCAUUUCCAGACAUAGUUGCUUUCAAGAAACAUCUAAGAGAAUAUGCAGUACUGAAAUUUAUGCAGUAUGAAAUUAAGAAGACAGAUAAAGAAAGAUGUUAUGCUGUUUGCAAGUUCAGACACAUCAAUGACUGUGAAUGGAAUGUGAGUGCAACAGCAAUUCCUAAUUGUAAGACUGUAACUGUCAGGAGAUGCAACUUAGAACACAAAUGUAAGAGGACUGGUGCUGAUAAAAACCCAAAAUGUAAUUCUAGAUUUGUAGCAGAUUACUUGUUGAAGACAAUGACUGCUUCCACUUCUUUGAAGAAGGGUAGAAAAAUCAUGAAAAAAAUCAUUUGGCCCCAAUUAAAGGUUGACAUACCUUAUUGGGUUGCAAAUGAUGCAAGGUUCACCAAAGUUCCACAACUUUGUACCGCUGCUACAACUUUGAACCCUGGAAGCAUUGGCCACUUCACUUAUGCCAAAGAUGGAGAUGUUGAUAGAUUUGAGAGUUUAUUUAUAUCAUACAGCGCACAACUUAAAGGAUUCUCAAAUGGUUGUAGAUUGGUUAUAGGGCUUGAUGCAAUGCGCUUGACAGAGACAGAGGCUAAUUGGUACAUUUUCUUGAAAGAAUUGAAGAAAAAAAUACCAGAUCAGUAUGGAUUGACAUUUAUCUCUGAUAGACAAAAUGGUCUUACCGAGGCAGUGACUGAGUUAUUUCCACUGGCAAAUCAUAGGUUUUGCUUUAGACAUCUAUACCAGAAUUUCCAGAACAAUGGAUACAAAGGGGAAAAACUGACAACCCUUCUAUGGCAGGCUGCGAAAGCCUAUAAGUAUAGUCACUGGAAGGUACAUAUGGAUGAAAUUCUAGAAGUUAAUAGUGAUGCACAUGAGUAUUUGAUGGAUUUGGACCCAAAACACUGGGCAAGGUCAUGGUUCCCACACGAUGUUGCUUGUGAACAUAUAAAUAACAAUUUUUCAGAAAGCUUUAACAACAUGGCUAAAAAACUUACAAACAAACCUAUCAUCAAGUUGGUCACCAUGUACACACAGUUGGUUAAUGGAUUGUAUUACAAGAGAAGGAAACUAGCUCAAACAUGGCAAUCUGGUGAUCUAGUACCUGGUGCCAAAGAUCUCAUUGAGGUGAUGGAGUCCCUUAGAGGAAACUUUGAUGUUGACCCUGCAGAAGAGAUGAAGACAUAUGAGGUGACUAAUCAAAUCACAAAGAAGGUCUUUACUGUUGAAAUUGAAGAAAAAACUUGCACUUGCAGACAAUGGCAACUAAGAAAAUUUCCAUGUGUGCAUGCUACCUGUGUUUUGCAUAGAUUGAAUCCCAGUUGGGCAAUGUACUGUAGUAAGUAUUAUACUGUGGACAUGUAUAUGACCACUUACUCUUGGUCAAUAACUCCACUAGGAGACAUUGAUGAGUGGGAAAGUCAGUCUAAGGUGGAUCUGGUUGCUCCAAUCAGAAUAAGAGAUCCUGGAAGACCUUGUGUAAGAAGGAAGAAAUCUUGGAUGGAGAAGAAUAAACAAAGCAAACCUAGGCAUUGUAGUACAUGUGGUGGUGAUGAUCACAACAACAGAACAUGCAAGGGUGGGCCUGUUGGAUCUAAUCCAAAGAAGAAAAGAGUGAGAACAGAGAUUCUUGUUGAUGGAGAUACUAUUGUUGUAGGAACUAUAGACACAAAGAAGAUCAGGAAGAAAUCUGCAUUAAAAUCUGCAUCAGCAACUGCAUCUUCAAGCAAAAGUGCUGCUGCUGAUAGAGCUACAUCAACCUCUGCUGCUGGUUUGUUUAGUCGAACUUACCAUGGCACAGUUAACAUACAGAACCAGACAAAUAAUAUUUGUGAACCAUCAUCAAAAAGGCAAAGAAAGCCUAACUCAAAGUAUGUCUAG
Molecule: messenger RNA, 1929 nt
Organism: Papaver somniferum (opium poppy)
Lineage: Eukaryota; Viridiplantae; Streptophyta; Magnoliopsida; Ranunculales; Papaveraceae
Exons: 7
Coding region: 1-1929 (642 amino acids)
Molecular function (GO): zinc ion binding
Source: RefSeq, a predicted model, not a curated record